Messenger RNA from Fragaria vesca subsp. vesca, 4297 nucleotides. RefSeq lists its product as uncharacterized. Bases 208 to 3615 code for a protein of 1135 amino acids. Lineage: Eukaryota; Viridiplantae; Streptophyta; Magnoliopsida; Rosales; Rosaceae. The transcript has 3 exons. The record is from RefSeq and is a predicted model, not a curated record.
AAUGUAGAAGAAGAAGAAAGUGCAUUUUGCUUUGGUGCGUUUCGAUUUUUUUUUUUUAGAUCUCCAAAAUCAAACAACACCGAAACACCAACAGUCUCUCUCUCCUCUUUUGAGUUUUAACCCUCUUUCUGUUUCUCUAUCUAAACCCCCCCAAACCUCGAAAAGAAGCUUCAAAAUUCUGGACAAGAUCGUAGAGAUACUGUUUUGAUGGACGAGAGCAAAGAGAAGGGUGUUAGUGCUGCUGGGGAAGUUGUAGCUGAGGAAGGUGGGUCUUGUAAUGGGGAUGAACUAAUGGUGGAGGUUUUCGGGUCUAAUGUGUAUGUGGGUGGAGUUUGUACUAGCGGAGGAGGAGAUGAGGAAGGUGAGGAGGUGGGCCGCGAGGAGUCGGUUGAGGUUGAGAUGGGUUCGGGUGGAAAUGUGGGGUCUGUGGGUGGGGAUGGUGGCGGAGUGAGUGUAGUGGGUUCAGGUGGGAAGGCGGAGGCGGUGGAGGAGAGUUUGAAGGGAGCAGGGGCAGCUGGUGGUGCUGGUUCAGCUGUUGAUGCGGAGAAAGCUGAAAAGGAAAGGAAACUGAUUGGAGGACUUCUGGAGGAAGUUUUUGGGCGUGGGCUUAUGGAUGGUGGGAGAAGAGAAAAGAAGGGAGUUGGUGGUGGGGCUGAUUUGAAGAAAGCUAGUGGUGCAAGUUCUUCGGAAACAGUGGAGAAUUCUCGUGUUCAGACCCAAGUUGUGGAGAAAGCUUCAGUUGUUAGUGAAGUAGGUUCGAGUCCCAGAGUCUUGAAUGGACAAAGGCAAGUUUCUGCUGGUGGUGGUGAUGUUUCAGGCGCGGUCAAAGGAGAUACCGUGACUUCUGAAGUUGCAGGAGUAGAAACUGAGAAGAUUCGUGGAAGUCAUUCAGUAGGAAAACAGCAGGUUAAGAUCGAGUCACUAGGUGGAAACAUCCAUACUCAUGUCAAUGUACCUGCACAUACAGUUGCCUCAUCCCUGCCGGAUGGAGAGGAUCUCUUGAAUUCUGAAAAAGAUCAUUUGAAACUAGAUGAGAGUGUAGAGAACACUUUUCAUGAUAUUGCUCAGGUUGGGUCAACUACAUCUCUGCCAGCUAAACUACUUCCUGGAUGCGUAGAUCAAGAGGGUCUUUUGAAGUUUGAAAGUCAUCAGCACUUGAAAGCCGAAGAUAUCAUAGACAAGAACAGGGUCCAUGAUAUGGCCCGGGUUGAAUUAAAUGGACGGCAAGAAAUGGAAGUGGACAAUCAAGUUACUGAUGCUGAUCAUGGUGAGUUGGUUUCAGGAAUUGGUCAGAACCCAAAAAUAGAGAAGGCAUGCAUGAACUCUGUUGGGAAGGAUCAAAAGUUGAAGUCUGAAGAAAGUUUAAACAAUAAUGUGACCACUGAUCUUGGUCAGUCCAAGACCAAUGCUGUACAUGAGGUUGAGGUAACUGAAGCUGAUAUGGAUGGUUUAUAUGGAGAAACACAAGACAUGGAAGUGGAAAGAGAUGCUAGUCAUAUGGAACAGCUCAAACCUAGUGAAGAGAAAACUGUUAUUCGAGAAGCUACGCAGCCUGAAACCUCUGAAAUAGUGCCUGAACUUAGAUAUGAGCUGCCUCAAAAACAUGAAGGUACAUUUUCUGUCUCAGAUUUAGUUUGGGGCAAAGUGAAGAGCCAUCCAUGGUGGCCUGGCCAGAUAUUUGAUUUUAUGGCUGCAUCUGAGAAGGCGAUGAAACAUCAUAAGAAGGACUGUUUUUUGGUAGCAUAUUUUGGGGACCGAACAUUUGCUUGGAACGAAGUAUCUAGUUUAAAGCCUUUCCAAUCUUAUUUCUCCCAGGCACAGAAGCAGUGCACUUCCGAAACAUUCCACAAAGCUGUCAAUUGUGUUCUGGAAGAAGUUUCAAGACGUGUAGAAUUGGGGUUAUCAUGCUCAUGCAUACCAAAAGAUGUUUAUGAAAAGAUUAGAUUCCAGAUUGUUGAAAAUGCUGGGAUAUGCAGUGAAUCGAGUAGAGUGGAAGGAGUGGAUGAAUCUGCAAGUGCAAGUUCAUUUGAAUCCGAUAAGCUACUUACAUAUGUAAAAGCUUUAGCACGGUUUCCAUCUGGUAGAAGCGAAAAAUUAGAACUUGUCAUUGCCAAGGCUCACUUGACGUCAUUCUUCCGUUCAAAGGGUUAUUGUAGUUUGCCUGAGUUCCAAUUUUGUGGAAAUUUGUUGGAAAGUGAAACAGAUAAUUCAUUCUCUGAGGGCAAAACAUGUCCAGGUGAAAUUACUGAGCAUGCGACUUCUAUUGGGAAGGAUAAGAAGACUGGCCCGGAGGUGGAGGAACUCAAGUCUAGCUCUUCUCAUAAACGUAAGCAUAAUCUAAGAGAAGGAGCGUAUGCUAAAAUGAAAGAAAGAAGCAUGUCAGAGUUAAUGGGUGCCGAAGAUGGUAAUGAUUGGUUCGAUGUGAAGGCUUUACCAUCAUCUGCCAAGAGACGGAAGGGUGCUGACUUGGCCACACAAGAUGGGAGGAAAGCUGUUUCACCUCUACCAAAACCAUCAUUUAAGAUUGGUGAAUGUAUCCAGAGAGCAGCAAGCCAACUGUCAGGGUCUACUAUAGUGAAGUCCAGCACCGACAGACCUGCUGUGCAGGGAUCUGAUGUUUCCUUCCAGAAUUCGGAUGAUACUCUUAGAGGAGUGAAUAAUACAACAAAGUACUCAUCUCUAGAUGAACUGCUGUCACAACUUCGGUUGGCAGCGGAAGAACCCCUGAAGGAAUACAAUUCCUUGAGUACUAUUGUCAAUUUCUUCUCUGAUUUUAGAAAUUCUGUGGUUGUUGGCCAGAAAUCUGGGUUGGGGCUCUUGGUUGUAGACAAAGUCGGUGGUAGAAAGAGGAAGUUAAAUUCUGUGCUUGGGUCACCUGAGACUUUUGAAUUUGAUGACAUGAAUGACACUUAUUGGACAGACAUGGUAAUCCAAAAUGGUGGAGAAGAGGAAGCUCCACGGAAAAGAAAACCAAAGUAUCAAGCUGUCGUCCUUGGGCAACCAGAAAAGCCCGCACAAGUGGGUCGCAGGCCAUACACCAGGAAGAAGUUUUCUCAAGGGAGUCAAGAUUUGCCUCCGGAGAAGCCUGUUGGUUAUGUCGAUGAGAAUGCCCCAGCAGAACUUGUAAUGAGCUUCUCUGAGGUGAGCUCUAUUCCUUCAGAAACAAACCUGAAUAAAAUGUUCAAGCGCUUUGGACCUCUGAAGGAAUAUGAAACAGAAGUUGAUAGGGAGAGCAGCCGUGCUAGAGUGGUUUUCAAGAGAUGUUCUGAUGCUGAAGUUGCUUGCAAUAGUGCUGGGAAAUUCAAUAUCUUUGGACAGAUUACUGUAAGUUACCAGCUCAACUACACUCCCUCUCAGCUCAACUACACGCCAUCUAUUACGUUUGGUGCAUCUACCAGUGGUGCACCCCAGGAUCAGGAGGUGCAACUUGUUUUUCCCUCCCAUGAUCAUGAGAUGCAUCUUGAUCUCUCCACCCAUGACCAGAUGCAGCUUGAUCUUUCCACCCAUGACCAGAUGCAGCUUGACCUUUCCACCCAUGACCACAUGCAGCUUGAUCUUUCAACCCAUGACGAGAUGCAACUAGACCUCUCCACAUUUGAAGUUAAUCUGGUUUGACACUUGCAGUUAAGAGAGCGAAUGCUGAAGAAAAGACAGAUGCAUGGCUGUUAAAGAGGAGAUGCAUGAUAUUGCAUUAUUGCUCAUAGGACAUCCAAACUGAAGCAGCUUCUGAAGGAGGUACCAGACUGUUUAUUCACUUGGUUAUGAUCGGAUGUGAUCUUGUGCCAGGGUUCUCUGUUCUGUUAAAUGCCAAGGUGCCUGCUUUUCACAUUGUUUUGUAAUCCUAUGCCCGUAGUCCGAUGUAUAGCAGAGAUAGCGUUCCCACCCUUGAUGGCUACAAGAUUAUUUGUGUCCUUGAUUAGCAGGCUGUUCCUUCCGGUCCCAUUUCUUCCUCCCCAGUAGUAGAUUUUAUGUAACCAUAGGAUGCUGUUUAAAUGUCACAAACUCGAAAUAUCCUGGAACUAGGGAUUUCAGAAAAUGCAAAACAUGGAUGGAAUUCAUCCUUUUCCUGUUGAUUGCAAUAUCUGGAUCCGCUUCCUGGUUUUGAGCAUGACUGCCUCUACCUUUUGGGUAUGGGUUGCCUCAUGGUGAUGUGAAAUCUGAUCCUGUUCAUGAACUGUGGUCUGUUGCUGGCAAUGUGAUUACAACACGAUGUUGUGGGAUAUUCUGUCAAGUUGGUACCUCUCUAAAAUGUCAUGUUUACUUGCAUUGUAUUGGAUUCAUCGAUCAUCAAACAGGG